GCCAUAAUAGGCAUGUCCGGCCGCUUCCCGGACGCGGCCGACCUCUCUGCCUUUUGGGACCUGCUCUACCGCGGGCUGGAUGUGCAUCGACAGGUCCCCGAGGAACGCUUCGACGCGCGGCGGCACUACGACGCAACGGGGCGGCGUAAAAAUACGAGCAAAGUGCUCAACGGGUGCUGGAUUCGCGAUCCCGGGCUGUUCGACGCGAGGUUCUUCAACAUCUCUCCCAAGGAGGCCGAGCAGUCGGAUCCGGGGCAACGGCUGGCGCUCGAGACGGUGUACGAGGCGCUCGAUAUGGCGGGCGCGGUGCCGGACCGGACGCCGAGCACACGGAGAGAGCGCGUGGGUGUGUUUUACGGCAUGGCCAGCGACAACUGGAGGGAGGUGAAUAGCGGGCAAAACGUGGACACGUUCUUCAUCCCAGCAGGCGGAAACAGGGCAUUCACGCCCGGCCCACUAAAUUACUACUUCAAGAUCAGCGGACCGAGUGCUAGCAUAGACACGGCCUGCUCCUCCAGCCUGGCGGCCAUUCACAUGGCUUGCAACUCGCUCUGGCGGAACGACUGUGACACCGCCAUUGCCGGCGGCACCAACGUUAUGACCAAUCCCGACAAUUUCGCGGGCCUGGACCGGGGCCACUUCCUGUCGAGAACAGGCAACUGCAAUACCUUUGAUGACGGGGCCGAUGGCUACUGUCGCGCCGACGGCGUGGGAACCGUGAUCCUCAAACGGCUCGAAGACGCCCAGGCGGACAAGGAUCCCAUCCUAGGCGUCAUCCUCGGCCGAUUC
Thermothielavioides terrestris NRRL 8126 is the source of this 789-nucleotide messenger RNA. RefSeq lists its product as uncharacterized. Lineage: Eukaryota; Fungi; Ascomycota; Sordariomycetes; Sordariales; Chaetomiaceae. Gene Ontology annotation, molecular function: 3-oxoacyl-[acyl-carrier-protein] synthase activity; fatty acid synthase activity. Gene Ontology annotation, biological process: secondary metabolite biosynthetic process; fatty acid biosynthetic process. The annotation marks the transcript as partial. The transcript has 3 exons. The record is from RefSeq and is a predicted model, not a curated record.